AUGAAGAAUGCCACAGAAAAACCCUCAGCUUCACUGGUCAUCCACUGCGUUUACCCCGGAGAGGUGGAGUCCAGGUACGGAAUAGGACAAUAUAAUCUUAGGAUUGAAAAUGCACAGCUUGAAGAUGAUGCAUCCUUUGAGUGUCAAGCUGGCCAAUCUGAGAGAAGUGAUGCAAUUAUCUCCAACAUAGCCUUCCUCACCGUACAAAUUCCUCCUUCAAAGCCAUAUUUUAUCAUGGACGUGAAGACACCCUGGGUGGCAGGGAAAAAGUAUAGGAUUGAGUGUGUGGCCCCUGACGCAAAACCUGAUGCUGAUAUCUGCCUAUAUAAAGAUGGAGUCGAUCUGACAGGUGCAACGUCUUUUACCACAUCUGGCUCAAAGGAUAAGCUUCUGAACACGCACGCCGAAGUAACGUUCACUGCUCUGAAAUCUGACAAUGGAAGAGAGCUGACAUGUCAUGCCAACAAUGAAGCCACUUCCCAGCCUGUGGUGACCACGGUGACCAUGAAUGUGUAUUAUCCACCCGAUCCGCCAUAUAUUAUUGGUUUGGAGAGAAAUGAGAUUAUAGCAGGAAAAUUGCUUGUGCUGGAGUGUGUGUCCGAUGGUGGAAACCCCCUUGCCACUCUCCAAUGGACUAAGGUAAAUUCUCUUCAACAUCUGCUAAAUCAAGAUGCAAAAAACCCACACUGGCUAUAUGAGACAUUUUAUUUCACAAAUCCCUUAGCUCUAGGUUGUCAGAAUUCUUUUGUAGUUCUGACAAAAUCCGAGAAGGUUACAUGCUUUUUUUUUUACAUGCUUGAUCCUGUGGAGUUGACGCUGUCGGGUUCGCUGGAGGCCGUCGAGGGGCAGGAGUUGACUCUGAGCUGCCAUGCUUCCUCAAGUAAUCCCGCAGUCCACAUUCGUUGGUGGCUCGGUUACAAGGAGCUCAACAACACUGGUGUUACAAUAGAAGAGGGAGAGAAUGGAGGGAUGACAACUAGCUCCAAUGUUACCCAUCAAGUCUUUCGGGAAGAUAAUGGGCUGACGCUGACCUGUGAGGCUUUUAACAAUGGCACUCAUGUCUCCAAAAUUCAGAUGGCUAAACUCACUGUAUUCUAUCCCCCUCAGAAAGUGUUCAUUGAGUCUCCGCCUGAGGAUGUUCCUCUUCGCUCAGGAACCAGGGUCAAGCUCGUUUGUCACUCCACUGGAGGGAAUCCUCCUGCGAAACUCACCUGGUUUAAGAAUGGAAAAGAAGUUUUCCUUACGCAGGCGCAAACAUCCUCUCACAUGGUUGUGACUCUGGUACUUAACCUGGUUUUGACAGCAAGCGACAAUCAGGCUGACUACCGCUGUGAUGCCACAAAUGAGGCAAUGAAAACAAUCUCUGCACAUGCUAAGCUCCUAGUUCAAUUUAAAGCAGUAAGCAUGAAGAUAACAGCCAAACAAGAGGAGCUGCGUCCAGGACAGGAGAUUAAUCUGGAGUGUCUUUCUGGGAGCAGCAACCCAAAGUCUAACAUCUCCUGGAGUGUGGGCUCAGUGAGGUAUCAGGGAGUGGAAGAGACACCUACAGAUUCGUUGUUUGGGGGUGUUUCUGUGCUCAGUAGGCUACACCUAAAGCUGACUUCGAAGCACCACAACCAGAAGGUGAUCUGUCAGGCCUACAGCCCUGUGUUGAAAGAGGGUUCAAAGACAUUUUACCACCUGAAUGUACUAUAUCCUCCUGAAUUCAGUCCUGAGAAGGCAACAGAAGUCCAGGUGGUGGAGGAUGACGUGGCUAUCAUCCCCCUGUUGGUCUCAGCUAACCCUGAGGUCCUCUCCUGCAUUUGGCAUCACGGCAGACAGAUGCUGGUCAAAGGGGAGGAUCUACGCCACAAGUGGACAGAUGAUCACUCUCUGGAGAUUAGAAAUGUGACGAGGAAAGAUGCCGGCAUUUACACCGUCAAAUGUGAAAAUGAUGAAGGUGUCAACCAAACUACUUUCACGCUGGAUGUUCUUUAUGGUCCCAAUGUCAAGGCGGAGAAAGACCCUGUGUUCGUUAACCAAGGAGGAAUAGCAGACCUGAUAUGUGUGGCAGAUGCCAACCCCAUUAUACCUGACAUGUUCUCUUGGAAAUGGCUAGGAGAGGAAGAGGUGGAGAUGGGAGAGGAGACCCAGGAAGAUGAAUCAAGCCUUCUGACCAUUCAUAAUGUGACUCGGGCUCACGCUGGUUUUUACCAGUGCACGGCCAGUAAUAGCAUAGCACUCCCUGCCAGUGUGGAGAUGCAGCUUGUAGUGCAAUUCACACCAGAGCUUUGGAAGGGGCCACAGUGGUCGAAGGUUGCCAGUCGGGGAGAUGGCACUACCACAGCUGAGUUGGUGUGUCAGGCAGAAGGCAUUCCUCGUGUAGAAUUUAUCUGGGGGAAAAAAGGGAUGCUCAUUGAUUUAGCCAACCCCAGGUAUGAGGAGAGGACAGUGAGGGAGGGCUCCUUCCACACCAGCACUCUGCGAGUGGUAAAUGUAAGUGCUGCUCUGGACUACGCCGUCUUCAGCUGCACAGCUCGCAACUCACUUGGGGAAGACAAGCUAGACAUCCAGCUCGUCAGCACAAAUCACCCAGAUCCGCCUUCAUCGGUUCGUCAGGUCAGUGUUACCCACGACUCUGUCACUCUAGAGUGGAUCCCUGGCUUUAAUGGGGGCCUACAGCAAAGGUUCCGUAUAAGAUACAUCUGGGACAACUCCAUUAGCUUCAUGUAUGUAGAUGUUGUUCCCCCUGAUACAACAACCUUCACUGUUACAGGUCUGCAGCCCCUCACCACAUACAACUUCUCAGUUAAUGCCCUCAAUGCAAUAGGAGAGAGUGGCUAUGCUGACAAUGGUGCAGUACUGAUCAUCACCACUAAGGAGGCACUAACAUCAGAGGGGGAUCCAUUGGAUGAUGAUGCUCAGUCUCCAAGAGCCCUGACAACCCAUUUGACUGUGGCCUUCACAGUGGUGUUUGGAGUCGUGCUGGUGUUGAAUUCGUUGGGCUGCUUCUUGGGGCGGAAGUGGAAGAACAGGCGUGACAAAACAAAGGCAAAAGGAGACAGGGCCGUAAAUGGACAAAAGCUUGAAGAGGAAAUGUCAAGUCAAUCAACUGCUAGCAACUCCAAUAAGUAUGAGAGCAGAGAAAAAAUCAACAUUGGAGCCCAGCACACCCUCCUCAUUGACUCUGGAUCUGAAACGGAGAGCAACAUCUACGAGAGCUACACAGCGUUUCAGGAAGACUCCCGUUAUUAUUAUCCUGCUGGUGAUUACAAACCUUCCAUGAGUCCACGCCCUGGAGAAAGAAGAGGCCUCGGAGUCAUUGCUGAGAACUUUGAAAGCCAUUUGUAUGAAGAAGUGGGAGAUAGAAGAGUGUACCAGGACAUUACUCCCUACCCUCCCUUUUUCUCUGAGCGCAGACAAACCCAGCAAAUGGAGGACUUGAAGUCAUCAACAUUCCCUGAGAAACCCGGCCAGUUUAUGGAUCAUCAACAUCCAGAGAGGGAUUAUGAUCUGCCCUUCGAAUUGAGAGGAGAAUUAGUCUAGAGUGGGACAAUGACAUCAAUUCAACCACUUCUUCAACCCCAUGCAUUUAGGAAAAUUUUGUAAAGGAUUAUUCACUUGUCUUAAUUAUUUUGUAUCUUCUCAGGCUUGAUUCAAUUAACAUAUAAAAUGAGUUGAUUAAGAGAAAAAUACAAGAUAUUUGAUUGAUUUAUGUUAUCAUUACUGCCAUUUUUUUUGCCUUACUUUUUCUCCCUAAAGGAAUAAUUGAUCUAAUGUACAGGGUUUCAUUUUACUCUGGCCCUGAACAAAAGGAAGUGAGGCUGUUACAAUGAUUUGCAAAACAAACAACAACAACAAAAAAAACAAUGAAAGCUUCUGUCGCCUCGAUGCAGUCAGGAAUGUCAAAAUGAUAGAAUUCCCUUUCCCUCAAUACAGAUACCAAUAGCAUACUAUAAGCUUAUUUUUCACUUUUAUUCCCCUUUUCAAGGCCCCUUUCACCUUGUGAGUCUUUCUUUGAACCGAGUCAUGGUCUCUAGCCAGAGCCCCCCCACCCCUCUCCUGCUUGCCUGCAGGUAGACAUAAAUCAGCCGGUUAGAGACAGAAAUGAACUGACAUGUUUGCGGUUGGCACUGGAGCAGAAGCAACAAAGGCUCAUGGUGCCACCCAAGCAGACAUCAUCCUUUUGACCCAUCUGACAUUAACAUUUUCCAGUGUGUAUCCAGAUGAGAACCUGAUGACAGCGCCUUCCCUUCCUCUCUCCCCCCCAUUGACUACAAAGACUUUCAGAUCUGACAGCUGGUCUUAUGGAGUCACUAUAAUGGGAUCGUAUUGAGCAGUAUUUAACACAAUUAUGCUUUAAGAAGAGAUAAGCCAUAUCUGUGACCAAACCUUAUAUAAGUGUUUUUUUUAUUUUACUUGGGUACUGGUAUAGUGGAGA
This is a messenger RNA of Cyprinodon variegatus (sheepshead minnow), 4420 nucleotides long. It is a transcript of the gene nphs1, whose product is annotated as nephrosis 1, congenital, Finnish type (nephrin). Gene Ontology annotation, molecular function: cell adhesion molecule binding. The record is from RefSeq and is a predicted model, not a curated record. Lineage: Eukaryota; Metazoa; Chordata; Actinopteri; Cyprinodontiformes; Cyprinodontidae. Gene Ontology annotation, biological process: cell-cell adhesion. Gene Ontology annotation, cellular component: cell-cell junction. The transcript is spliced from 27 exons. The coding region runs from base 1 to 3525 and encodes 1174 amino acids.